Messenger RNA from Eriocheir sinensis (Chinese mitten crab), 1066 nucleotides. RefSeq names its product phenoloxidase-activating factor 2-like. Gene Ontology annotation, molecular function: serine-type endopeptidase activity. NCBI's taxonomy places the organism in Eukaryota, Metazoa, Arthropoda, Malacostraca, Decapoda, Varunidae. Gene Ontology annotation, biological process: proteolysis. Bases 65 to 1066 code for a protein of 333 amino acids. The record is from RefSeq and is a predicted model, not a curated record. The transcript is spliced from 8 exons.
GGUUGGCGGGUAUGUGCAAGGUGGCCGAGCAGGUAGUUGAUUCUCGGACACCACCAGGAUCAAAAUGUCUCCAUCGAGGUGGGGAGAGAUAUUCAUGAUGUUGGGAAUGGUGUUGGGGGUGAUGGGUCUCCCGCAGCCAUCUUCCCUUACCGUCUCAUCCUCCACGACCUUUGCAAGACAGAGGAGGCAGCUAGAAAAUUUUGGAGCAAACCCCGAUGCGGACCCAGCACCUAACUGCCGCUGUGUCCCUCACUGGCAAUGCAAGGACAACCAAAUAUCCGAAAUAGCCGUGGAGGGUGAGGGGCUUUCGUCUCUCGUCCUGGACCUGCGAAGUAACCUUGCCUGCGACGGCGACCCUCAGAAGGUGUGCUGCGUGCUGGUGGAUUUCGGCGCCCGGCCCCCAACCGUGCCACCCGUCGACCCUCUCUGCGGCGAGAGAAACGACUUGGGCGUCGGCAGCACCAUCCUUGGCUUCGAGGACCAACAGUCUCAGUUCGGAGAGUUUCCUUGGGCCGCUGCCAUCGUCACGUCUCGAGGUUUUGGUUCAUCUGAUACACCUUUGUACACUGCUGGCGGGUCCCUGAUUCACCCUCAGGUGGUCCUCACCGUGGCACACUCCAUGCUCAACUACACUGCUGACCAACUGAAGGUUCGCCUCGGGGAGUGGAACUUGGCGGGGAAGACGGAGGCGGUGCCCCACCAGGAGAUUCAAGUGAAGGAGUUGCUGUUCCACCCCGACUACCACAAGGAGAAACAAUACUACGACGUGGCGCUGCUGGUGCUGGACCAACCCGCGGUGGUCGGCGCCACUGUUAACAUCAUCUGCCUGCCGUCCAAUGUUCAGGACUACGUGAGCGAUGAUUGCGUCGUCUCCGGCUGGGGCAAGAGGGACUUCGAUAAGAAAGCCAAGUUCAGGACUUCCUCUGCGCCGGGGGACAGAGGAGGUCAGGACCCCUGCACGGGGACAGCGGGUCCCCCUGACAUGUCGCCUGAAGUGGGCGUGAGUGGCGUGGGGCAUCGGGUGUGGGACCUCGGCGUGCCGGGGGUGUACCGCAGACGAUGCUGA